GCACGCGCGCCGGCGUGCGGGGGUUAUGCGUAGCGACGCACGACGUCGCCUCGCGUGCGUGGCGCGGCGCGGCGCGUGUCACGUGGGGGGGGGGGCAGCCCGGCGCUGGGGCGGGCGAGCGGCGAUGCCCAAGUACUGCCGGGCGCCGAACUGCUCCAACUCGGCCGGGCCGCGGCGGCCGGGCCGCGAGCGCCUCAGCUUCUAUAGGUUUCCCUUGCAUAACCCAGAACGACUCCAACAAUGGCUCUCUCAGAUGAACCAAGAGAAGUGGGUACCCACCAGAUAUCAGCAUUUAUGCAACGAGCACUUUGCUCCGUCGUGUUUCGAAUACAGGUGGGGGGUUCGCUAUCUAAAGCCUGAUGCUGUCCCCACCAUCUUUCAACUGUCUGAAAACCCCCUGAAAAGGGAGAAUCUUGCCAGGCCUCCAUGCGAAACACAGACCAAGAAGCUAAUUGUUGAGACCAGCAUGGACAGGACCUUGCAGGGACCACAAGCCGUAGCUGCCCACCCCACUCAGGACACACUGGAAGCUCUCGCCAUAGCUAUCGACCCGGGUCUGUCCUCAGCCCCGAUCUAUGUGGAAACCCAGCCCUCUGUUUCGGAUCUGGACCUCCAUGCCCUCUCCUCCCCUCUGGUCGGGGCGGUGAACCUGAUGCCUCUCGUUCAGAUCAUGGAGCCACUCAACGCUGUGGCCCUGGCCAUGGCCUCGCCCACGGAGGGCAUAGAGUCCAUCCCCAUCCAUCUCCCGGGCCAGCCGUUUCCUCCCGCCAUGGACCAGCGUGUGGAUUUCUCCGUCGAGGCCUCUCCGGACUCUUUCGUGGCGGACGUGCCCGAGCAGUUUGCCACAGAGAUCAUGGUCUCUUGUGAGGAUGCUGCUGUGGUGGACCAGCCUGAGGGCACCUUCGAUGCUGAUCAGCCGCAUACCUUGGUGGCCACAGUGGACCCACAGGAGAUCGCAGACCAGGGCACCCUCUUCAUUGAGAACGUGUCCAUCCAGCCCUUUCUGGAAACUGACCCUUCCACCGCAGCUGUCCUGAGCUCCCUGCAGGUGUCGACCACCCAGAUGGUGGCAUAUUUCGAGACGAUCCCCACCGCGCCAGUGGUGUCCUCCGGUGCCAUGGGGCCGCUGACGUCCAGUGCGUCGACUCCCGAGACCGUGUUGUCCUCGGCCUUGACAGUGCCCAUUGUCUCCACGGUGCCCAUCGUGUCGAACUAUGCCGCUGGCUCCCUGGACGAUGACGACGACUCCACCAUCGAAGUGGAGCUUUGUGCCGAAACCCUGGAGGAGCAGCUCGAGGAGCACCGCUACCACAAGAACGAGCUAACCACCCAGCAGCUGGUCGACCUGGUGAUGGGCCUGCAGAAGAAGGUCAAGGUGCUGCAGCAGCGACAUCGGCGUCACUGCACCAAACUGGAAGCCAUGGAGGGCGUAGUGGAGCAGCUGAGGAAGGAGAGCCUGGUGUCGGAAGAGAAGCUCAAGCUGCUGGAGAUGGCUUGCCUGCAGUCCAGUGCGGUGAUGCCAGAAAGCGGCAGCACAGUUGCCAUCAUUUGUCAGGAGGAAGACCGGGCUCUAGUGUAUGCUGUUCCCCAGCUCCCAGAGGAAGGGAAUGAGACAAUCAUCCAUGUGGAAGAGCAGUAACCCAGAGACCCGUCCUCUAGAGCCCUCCGCUCCCUGCUUUACUGAGCUGCACGUUCAGGGAUCGCCCAGGUCCUUCUCUCCCCAGCAACAGGAGCGGCGAUUCCCGUGCUGCUGGCGGUGUUGCGGCAGCUGCGUAUUCAAUGGCCUUAAUGCUAUGGCACCUUAUUUUUGUGGGGAGUGGAGAGGUGGGUUUGUUUCAAGUUGGAAUGAUUGUUUAUAUAGGGUCGUCUUGUGAGGGGGAUCAAGUUACUGGCUUGUCCAUGCAUCCACCUCCCCGAGCAUCUGAGCUGCGGGGUCCUGCUGUCACCGGGUUAAUAACCACCGAUUAAAAUCCGUAUUUACUUGUGUACUCGCUCCGCCUGUGUAUAAGCUGGCUGCCUGGUUGAGUGACAACAAAAAUGAGUGGGGUGUGAUAAGCCAAUCCAACUCACACCGUCCUAAGCUGCUGAAAACUCCUCCUGCCAGAUCUCUGCUUUGCUGCUGGCCCUGAGGCUUCUGCCUCCUCUGGGUCAUCCUGUGUAUAAGCCCUCCCCCAUGGAUGCUUUGGAAUCCUAGCACAAAUUUCUCUGCCUAUGCACAAGUGUCUGGGCGGAUGGGAAAUGGACCGAGCAGACUGAACCAGCAAAGCCGGGCUGGAAAUCUUGAGGAUACCAGUGCUUGCCCAAGAUCUGGGCUGCAAAGGUCCUGGAGGGAUGCGUGACUGUGUAUCAGUUAACACUGGCCAGCAACAUUGUCACCCAAAACGCUGUCAUUACAAGGCUCUCCGCACCUCCCCAGGGUCCCAUGCAUCCUGGGUGUGCGCAGUUUGCCGUGAUAUUUAAAUGGCUUGUUCUAGGCAGUGGUGCCAACCCAAAAUGUUCAAAACAUCACCAAAAAAUCAGGAGCUUGGCUUUAAAAUCUUGAGAUGAUAUAAAAAUAAUGGCUUUGGUGUUCUCUUUUUAUUUGCCUUCUGCUUUUUGAGCCUUUAGGAUGCCCUGGGGUCACAUUUUGAAGCUUUCUCCCCAGCCAGGAGGACUAGAAACUUACUGUUGCUUUAAGAAUGAAGGCUGCAAUCAUCACAUCUCCAGGAGCUGGGGCUUUAAGGAAAAUAAUAAUUAUCAUGAGACUCAGGACAAAAUCAUGAGAGUUGGCAACACUGUGUAGGAGGCUUGUAAUGCUGCAGGUUUAACAGCUGGGGAGAUGGGCAGAGCCAGUCACUUCAGGGAACAUGGAUGUGUGCACUAGCUCUGCGGAGUGGUUUGUGGCUGCCAGGAGUUGGGGUCAUCAGAAAGCUUGAUAAAGGAUUUGGCAGAGGGGUUGGGCAUCUGGGAUUUUGGGGGGGUGGAAAGAUGGGGGUGUCUCCUGACUCCCAUGACUCCUGCUUUUUUCUGAGCCCAAUCCAUGAAUGUUUAGAGCCUGACCCAUGACUCCAAUGGGGGCUUUUGUGCUGGGUGCCCUAGCAUUGCAGCCAGCUCUUGUAUAUGGCUUCCUGCUAUCGGGUUCCCUGUUUGGAAGACACUGCAGUUAAGCAAUUCGGCUGCUGUUGAGGAUGAUGGCAAAGCUCCCAUUGACUUGAGUAGGUGCAGGAUUGGUCCCUGAAUUGCAAGUUAUCAGUAGAAGAAAAAGCUUUGUUUAGAUCUGAGGAUAACUCCUCCUCCAAAGGCUUUAAAGCAAUGCUAUCCGCCCCCCUUCCACCACCACCAUUUUGUCCCGUUGCCAGUGGCUUUCCCUGACUAGCUGUGUACUUGAUUCUUUCCUGAGGGUGUGAAUAAAUUCCCUUCCACUUUAUUUUUUUAUUUAAGUUUAUUUUUAAUACAAUUGUUUGCAAAUGAAACAGCUGGAAUCAAAGGUUGACUGGCCAGGCAACACCACGAUUUUAGAUCCUGUUGAAUGUGUUUGAGGGGAGAGACAGGGAUCUCAUCGUGUUUAAAUCUUGAUUUCUCUCUCCACUGGAGAGAUUGUGUUUGUACCUGGUUAAAAAAUGCUUUAAUAAAAAUGAAUGAUGAGGACAAAGAA
Molecule: messenger RNA, 3634 nt
Organism: Dermochelys coriacea (leatherback sea turtle)
Lineage: Eukaryota; Metazoa; Chordata; Testudines; Dermochelyidae
Gene: THAP8
Product: THAP domain containing 8
Exons: 4
Coding region: 26-1639 (537 amino acids)
Source: RefSeq, a predicted model, not a curated record